Molecule: messenger RNA, 4344 nt
Organism: Cladophialophora immunda
Lineage: Eukaryota; Fungi; Ascomycota; Eurotiomycetes; Chaetothyriales; Herpotrichiellaceae
Exons: 2
Coding region: 803-3361 (852 amino acids)
Source: RefSeq, a predicted model, not a curated record
CGCCAAACACACCCCCAUUUGGCUGCCACUCGGUCCUCUCGGCCCUUUCUGAAAAACCACCUCUGAUUCCUCCGUCCUCGUCCUCGUAUCUGUGUCUGCAUGUGCAUGUCCCUUUUCCCUCCUCUCGCAAUCGUCGCUGCUAUCAUCACACACCAACGGGGAAAGAAAAAACUUUUCAUUCCUGUCCCCAGCAGUAGCCUGUUGCACCAUUUUUUUUUCUGCAUCCCACGUGGCCCAUACUACUUGGUCUGCUCCUACAUCGGCUCAUCCAUCUCAGAGGCACACAGAAGCAAAUUCCAUUCGCUAUUCCGCCAACAUCCCCUCCAAUAAUUGCGACAAUCCCUGGAUCCAUUUGGCCAAUCUACAAAACACCAGCCUUGCGCUUUUGCUUCACUUUCUGCGAUUUCGACAGACGCAACGCCCUGAUCACCCACGAAAUUGCAACGACCACCACACACAGCGCACUCGCAUCUCCAUCAGCUGACCCCUUCACCCCGUCAACCAAACGCACAUCUCGCAGAUUUGUUUCUCCUCGCUUCUUCGCCGCCUCGCUCGCAGGUCAAGAGACCGCCCAUCCUCCCGCCUGCCGCCCGCCUCCCGUUUCCCGGCUUCCGUCCAAAUCCUCUGCUCGCUCUUCACGCCUUUAUAAAUCAUGUUCUCGGCCUCUUGAUCUCACGUCACUCUUCCCUUCAAGAACUCGACCACCCCAGUCCUCCGAGUUCUUCGUCCUCGUCUCUCUCCCUCUCGCUUUGUCAUUCUCCGCUCUCAGGGCGUGUCGCUCCACCCUUGCCUCGUUGGUCCGAUGUCUUCCAUGUCGACCGUCCAGCGCAUGAACCGAAAAUUAUCCGAAGAACGCGAUGCUGAACGCGCCUCCCAGUUGGCCAAGGAAGCCGUUGAACUUUCCAACGCCGGUGACAAAGUGCAAGCGUCGAGAAAGCUGAGAGAAGCGGCUGCUCUGGGUCAUGCCAACCCAGAUGUCCAGGCCGCCUUUUUCGCCAUCCAUCAUGAUGACCAGCUCAAUUCACCGCUUUUGGAUUUUGUCAGGAGGUAUGCCCUCUACCACGAUAACUCGGCCGGCGAUGAAGCCAUCAAGUACCUGAAGAGCUCCGAGGCGUCGAAUGCUGCUCCUGUGGCCCUCGAAUGCUUGCAGAUCAUCCUCGAAUGCCGCCAGUCUACCAUGUCCGGUGCCCAAGACUUCAUCAUCGCCGAACUGGCCAAGCGGAGCCCCGCGGUUCGAAAGUAUUUGGCUACUGAGCUCCAGGCUUCGACGACCGCCUUCUUUGACAAUGUCUACGAAAGGGGUGAUGACGCCGCCAAUUGCCUUCGCUCUGUCGUGCUCGAUGAUACAUUAUGGCCGACCGAGGACGUCCGACUGCGCGUGGAGGAUGAUCUUUUCCAGCUCUUCCUCGCCAAGUUGAUGGAAACGGGACACGAUCAUGACGGUCGAGCUCUCAAAGGCAUCGCCCUGUUGUUGAUCGCCGACACCCAGCGGCUCCAUACGUUCAUCGACGAGGAUGCAUUCGAAGCCCUCAUGGGCUCCCUCGAUUUGAGACUACCCCCGGAUGUCCGAGGUCAGGCCACCCUCGUCCUGUCCAAGUUCUUUGAAGUGGCAGAACCCACCGGUCAAGAAUAUCUCUCCAAGUACAUCACGAACCACGUUCAACGGAAAAAGGGUGAUGAUCUCGUCCUGGCCUUUUCGGCCGGAGCAAGUCUCUUUCCCGUCAUUCCGACUGUCGUGGCUCCGCUCUUCUUGGUGGACGGAUUUCUUAGCUCGAUCAUGCCGCUCCUCGAUAGAAAGUUCAGCAGUCCUCUCGUCCACGACGCCUUCCUCUUUCUGCUCAACGCCGCUUGCAUCGACGGCGCCUGUCGGACCGCGAUCGCACAGUAUUGUGCACCUUGGCUCGCGGAUAAAGUGAGCAACGGAACCGGCAAGCAACCAUCGGUGGCCGCCACCGUGUUGGCCAAAUUGAGAACCUCAGGGGUCAAGAUUGGAGAUCAGAGAGCCAACAAGGCAGAUGAUGAUGUUAGUGAACUCGUUGAUCUUUUCAAGAAAUCCCUCACCGUUGUUGAAGAAGGCAAGAACGUUUCUGACUCGAUUGAAGGCCUUGCGUAUACAUCUUUAAAGCCCGAGGUCAAGGAAUCGCUCGCCAAAGACCGCAAGUUCCUCAAAUCUCUCCUUGAAGUCCUCAACGAGAACCACACCACUCCCGAAGUCGUGGUGGGCGGAUUAAGUAUCAUCUCGAAUCUCACACAAUAUGCGCCAAAUCUGUCGGAAGAACAGAAAAGGAUAUCGCAGCUGAAAGCAUAUGCGAAUGCUACGAAACCUGCCGAACCGAACCCUCUGGAGGAUGACGAGCAUGUCCGGGCACGUUGCACAGCCGUGGUUGAGGCCGGAAUCGUGGCCUCACUCAUCAAACUAAACAAGGGCAGGUCUCCGGCCACAGCACAGCUAAGCGAUAAAAUCCUCUUGUCGCUGUCCAAGAAUUCAAAAGAUAGGGGGAAGAUUGCUCAACAGGGCGCCGUCAAGCUUUUGGUUUCUCAUGCACAAAGAAGUCUACAAUCAUCCGAGAACAACGUUCAAUCCAGCUCCGACGCCGCGCACGCUCUUGCGCGUAUCCUGAUCUCCUUGAAUCCAGCGCAUGUCUUCCCGGCAGGCUCGACACCCGACAUUACUGACGCUGUUCCACCUCUAGUGGCGUUGCUGAAGUCCCCGGGCGGAGCGGGUCUUAAUGACCAGCCGCGAGAUCUCCUACCGGUCUUCGAAAGCCUCCUUGCCUUGACCAACCUUGCUUCGGCCCCUACCUCGAACGCUGCAUCUUUCAUCAUAAAAUCCGCCUGGGACGACAUCGAAGAAUUUCUCCUGGGAAACAAUGAGCUUGUCCGCCGGGCGGCAUGCGAAUUGAUAUGCAAUUUAACGGUUGUUCCCGCUGGAAUCGAGAAAUUUGCCGACGGCUCGAAACGUGCAGCACAACGAUUACGCAUCCUUGUUGCGAUGGCCGACGUCGAAGAUUUACCCACGAGACGCGCUGCGGGUGGAGCUCUGGCAAUGCUCACGGAACAGUACGUCAACAUCGUAUCGCCAAUGCUUGAGUUCAAACGGACGCCAGAGAUUCUUCUGGAGCUAUGUCUCGAUGAAGAUCCGGGCGUGGUGCAUAGAGGCCUAGUCGUCGUAAGGAACAUGCUGUGUUGCGAUGAAGCCGACCAGGACAACAAGCCAUUGGCAUUAAAGGUGAAGGAGGCGUUCAAGAAAGAAGGCGCUGUGGAGAAAGUGAAGACUUCGCUGAAGCAGACCAAGGAUCCGGAACUGCUGACCAUUGGCGUACAAGCCCUGAAAGUCCUGGUGGACGACCGAACGAAGUGAACAACAAGGAGGACACUUUCGCGCAAUAGUCCUACCGGGCUGAAGGGCCGCUUCUUCUUACGGUCCUUCGCCGUGGUCUACCCAGAGCAUGCGGACUUAUCACCGCACUUUCGGCCCUGCAGAGCACAUGGACGGGGCUUGACUACUCGACAAUAUCCGGUCUUCAAGCUCGAGUACACGACUGGCCAGAGAACCGGCUUCUAUCAGGAGGAUCAAGUUGGCCGCACCCGCCAAUCCCCGUUAGUCGCCAUUCCAAGGACAACACAUACAUAAUAACGAUAUCUUCAAGCUAUUUGGCUAGCGGAGUUUGGAUUAUACGGCCUCACAAUCGGCCCUGGGGCGGAGGGAGCAGCGGAGAGCUCCCGGCGUUUUUUUGUUUUGGUGUACAUGGCCGGCGCGGAGUUCCGACGAAAGGAUUCCUAGAGGGUGGUCGUUUUCCUGAGCAUGGGGGUUUUCCGCCGUGUUUCUUUUCUUAGUCUCGACAAUCGUCGAGGAUGGUCCAAGUUGAGAGUGAUCACACCUGGAGGGGGUAUCGCCGCCUACGUACGCACUCCCAUUUGGUACUAUUGUGUUGCUCCUACCUGCCAUGGGCCAUUGUUUCUCGCCGGGGCUUGCUGUAUCAUGCGUCUGGAACAGGCAGGGGACUACUAGUUUAACACCAUGCGUGGCCAGCAUCUGCAGUUUCGGGCGCAUGCUCGCGAGGUACCCUGCUGAAAGCCCGAUAUCAAUUAAGACCAAUAUCAGUAUCAACAUCGAUAUCGAUAUCGACACCCCAUUUCCUCACUUGAUACCGCUACCAUCUUCCACCGACGAUUAUGAUCAUGUCGAGGACAACAUCUGGGACGAUGGAUCUGCACAUUUUCCAAAGAUGCGUUCGUUGUAUAUGCAUUCCAUUCGUUCAAUGAUUUUUGCAUAUAUGUUGCUUUAUUGGAUUUCCCCCUGUAUUACAUAGUAAGGUACGGUACACACCUUUCUGGGUCAAG